CCCGUAUUCGAUACUAGCCCCAAUUCCCCUGCUUGCUUUGAAAGAAGGGAAUUUCGGAGAGUUUUCUCAUUACAGUGACAGAGCUCUUAGCUCAAGCUCUUCGAUCCUCAAAUCGGACCAAUUUCGGGGCGUGCUUCGGGAACCGAUUCGGAUUCCAAUCCGUGUUGUAGCCAUUUCCAAUAUUGAAUUUUCCCGGAUCAGAUGCUGUACGGACCAAAUUUCGUAUUGCGAACGGUGUCGAUUUUGUGUUGGAAGAGUGUCGGGCUUCGUCUAUUCCUGUUAGAGUUUCGGGGGUUUGAUUGAGGAUUUAGGAUUUUCUAUUAGAAUUUGGGCAACGAUGUUGUCGAAUCAUCUGCAAAAUGGGAUCGAGACGGCGAAGCUGGCGUGGUCUAGGCUUCCGAACACAGAGGAAGGGGAAACCGACGCGCUUGGCAUCGCAAAGAAGAGCGACGUGAACAGUGUCGAGAGCCUUGACUACGAAGUUAUCGAGAAUUACGCUUAUUGGGAAGAGCAGGUCCCGUUUCUGGGGUUUCUUGGCACAAAGAGGAAAACUUUAUGUGGGAUAUUAUGUGGUGGUGAAAUGGUUCUUUGCACUUCUUAUUGGCGUCGGUACUGGACUAGCUGCUGUUUUCAUCAACAUUUCCGUUGAGAAUUUUGCAGGCUGGAAGUUUGCUCUGACUUUUGCUAUAAUACAAAAAUCAUAUGUGGCGGGAUUUAUGGUGUACAUAUUAAUCAACUUGGCUUUAGUCUUGUCCUCUGUAUGUAUCAUUACACAGUUUGCACCAGCAGCAGCUGGAUCUGGUAUUCCCGAAAUCAAGGGUUAUCUGAAUGGGGUUGAUACUCAUGGUAUCCUACUUUUCAGAACCUUGAUCGGAAAGAUAUUUGGAAGUAUUGGCUCAGUUGGAGGUGGUCUAGCUCUUGGCAAAGAAGGUCCUCUUGUUCAUACUGGUGCUUGUAUUGCUUCUUUGCUUGGACAAGGUGGAUCUACAAAAUAUCAUGUAAGUUCCAGGUGGCUACAAGUAUUUAAAAGCGAUCGGGAUCGCAGGGAUCUUGUAACUUGUGGGUGUGCAGCGGGAGUUGCUGCUGCUUUUAGAGCUCCUGUUGGUGGUGUAUUAUUUGCAUUGGAAGAAGUUACGUCAUGGUGGAGGAGCCCACUUAUGUGGCGUGUCUUCUUCACGUCUGCCAUUGUUGCUGUUGUAGUGCGUACAGCGAUGGGGUGGUGUAAAAGUGGAAAAUGUGGACAUUUUGGUUCAGGUGGCUUCAUAAUAUGGGACACCUCCGAUGGCCAAGACGACUACUAUUUUAGGGAGCUAUUGCCAAUGGCAGUUAUUGGUGUGAUUGGAGGGUUAUUAGGAGCUUUAUUUAACCAGUUAACAUUUUAUAUUGCUGGAUGGCGUCGAAAUUAUUUACACAAGAAAGGGAACCGAGUCAAGAUAUAUGAAGCAUGCCUUGUCUCUGUAAUAACCUCUCUUAUUUCCUUUGGCUUACCACUUUUAAGAAAAUGCAGUGCAUGCCCUGAGUCGGAUUCUGAUGGUGGAAUUGAGUGCCCAAGGCCUCCAGGAAUGUACGGGAAUUAUGUAAAUUUCUACUGCAGUAAGGACAAGGAGUACAAUGAUCUGGCAACUCUUUUCUUUAAUACUCAGGAUGAUGCCAUUAGGAAUUUGUUCAGUGCAAAAACAAUUCAUGAGUUCAGCGCUCAAAGUCUGUUGACCUAUCUGGUUAUGUUUUAUAGUUUAGCAGUUGUAACAUUUGGCACUGCUGUACCAGCCGGUCAAUUCGUACCUGGGAUUAUGAUUGGGUCAACAUAUGGACGUCUUGUUGGCAUGUCUGUUGUUAACUUUUAUGCGAAGUUGAACAUUGAAGAGGGGACAUAUGCUCUUCUUGGAGCUGCUUCUUUUCUUGGGGGAUCAAUGCGGAUGACAGUGUCUUUAUGUGUCAUUAUGGUUGAAAUCACAAAUAACUUGAAACUUCUAGUUCCUAUCAUGCUUGUUCUUUUAAUUUCAAAGGCUGUUGGUGAUGCUUUUAAUGAAGGUCUGUAUGAAGAACAGGCACGAUUAAGGAAUAUUCCAUUACUAGAAUCGAGACCUAAAUACCAGAUGCGGAAAAUGACAGCAAAAGAAGCCUGUGGAAGAGGGGUGGUCUCCUUCCCUCGCGUUGUUAAGGUUGCAGAUGUAGUUUCUAUUUUACAGAGCAACAAGCACAAUGGCUUCCCUGUGAUUGACCAUACCAGAAAUGGAGAAACACUUGUCAUUGGACUCAUGCUUCGAAGUCACUUGUUGGUACUCCUACAGUCUAAGGCUGAUUUUCAGCAUAGUCCUUUGCCAAGUGAUUCAAGAGGAUCUAGGUUUAUCAGGCAUUCUCUCAACGAAUUUGUUAAACCUGCUUCAAGCAAGGGAAUAUCUAUAGAUGAUGUGCAUCUUAGUUCAGAUGACUUGGAAAUGUACAUAGAUCUUGCUCCUUUUUUGAACCCUUCUCCAUACAUUGUCCCUGAGGAUAUGUCAUUGACAAAGGUAUACAAUCUUUUUCGUCAGCUAGGUUUGAGACAUAUAUUUGUUGUUCCUCGUCCAUCACGAGUAAUUGGUUUGAUAACCAGAAAAGACUUAUUAAUUGAGGAAAAUGUAGAUUCAGCUACCCUGGAGCUCCAAUCGACUAGUGUAAGAGCUCAGCAUCGCAAUAGAAGUUUAGCCAUAAGCAAUGAAGAAGCGGAGCGCCCACUUCUCAAUGGUCUUCUGGUCCACCAUACGUCUGAGUGAACUACCUUUAAUUCUUCCUUGAUGACUAUACUUCUCACUGCUUCUUUCUUAGUUCUUCCCACUUUCUGAAAUCUACAAUUUAUAGCUUUUCUUUACACAUCUUUUAUCUUAGGCAUUUAGAGUAGUUAUUCGUUAAUGAUUGCUCUCCUUGCAUGGAGGAGGGGUUCUUUAGACCAAAGUGUCUGAAGUUUUGUAUCAUAUAGAACUGUACAAAUUGAAAUAAUAACAUGGCAGAAUUCUAAGAAUUAGAUUACAUCACAGACAACAUAAACUUCCCAUAAACUUGGCUGAGUCGAUAGUCUCGGUUUGCAAUUUAUUGGAAUUAUAUACUCAAAUUUUGUAUUCAAAAUUCUUUGUGGAAGUGAUUAAAGUGCUUUGUUUUAGUUGA
This is a messenger RNA of Humulus lupulus (European hop), 3141 nucleotides long. RefSeq names its product chloride channel protein CLC-d. Gene Ontology annotation, molecular function: voltage-gated chloride channel activity. NCBI's taxonomy places the organism in Eukaryota, Viridiplantae, Streptophyta, Magnoliopsida, Rosales, Cannabaceae. Gene Ontology annotation, cellular component: intracellular membrane-bounded organelle; membrane. The coding region runs from base 717 to 2753 and encodes 678 amino acids. The transcript has 23 exons. The record is from RefSeq and is a predicted model, not a curated record. Gene Ontology annotation, biological process: transmembrane transport; chloride transport.